GCAUGGUGGCAGCACUACCGAAUUACAAAAUGGCCGAUGUAGGAACAAACUCAAACUGUGUAGCUUCUAACGCAGCUAAUACUUCAUUAGUCGAGACGACUCGCCGAGCGCGUGAAUUACACGCGAGCGCAUGCAGGUGCUAGCUCGUGAUCAUCGCCGCCACCGAGCGCGCACACGUCGCAGCGAUGACAGCCAACCUGCUGUCGAGGGACGCCGCACUCGCGCACACCCGUCAGCGUCGCGGCGACAACGCCGGCAUGUCGCCCCCCGCCGUCGAUCACAGAGACCGCGACGGAGAGAGUCCCCCGCAUGAUACGGUCACAGUCCCAGAACGCGUGGCAGGAGGCACAGUCCCAGAACGCGUGGCAGGAGGCACAGUCCCAGAACGCGUGGCAGGAGGCACAGUCCCAGAACGCGUGGCAGGAGGCACAGUCCCAGAACGCGUGGCAGGAGGUACAGUCUCAGAACGUGUGGCAAGAGGUACAGUCCCAGAACGCGUGGCAGCAGGCACAGUCCCAGAACGCGUGGCAGCAGGCACAGUCCCAGAACGUGUGGCAGGAGGUACAGUUCCAGAACGCGUGGCAGGAGGCACAGUCCCAGAACGUGUGGCAGGAGGUACAGGCCCAGAACGUGUGGCAGGAGGUACAGGCCCAGAAUGUGUGGCAGCCGACACAGUGGUGACAACUUUGAAUUUGCAGCGCGACGCAGGGCAGGAGAGCCACGGCCCUGCAAACAGCAUCACAAGUGACAACCACAACACAGUUGCGACAGAAGAACAGAACGACGGGAACGAUGGAAGAAGAGCCGUCGAUGACUCAGGGGAACCCACACCAGCAGCGGAUGUCAGCGACGUGACAGAAUGCACCGCUUCUGGUCAUCGCUGUACCAAAGAUAAGCGAAGUCGCGACCUUUCGAAGAGCAAUAACGGGUUCCAUCAUGGUGUGACCCGAGCAGCGGAGAUUACGAACAGCAUUGACGUCGAUAAUACCCACUGCCAAGGCGAAGUGUCGCAAGUGGUAGAUUCGUUGGGGCUCGACAGCGACGUAGCAGACAGUGGCGCCCCCAUGCAGCGAGACGUCGCAGGCAAGAUUCUGCCUGUGCCAAAUCGGACAGUGGAGCGAGAGUGCGAGCCUCCUCCGCCGGUGCCCAGCAGAGUGCGCCGGUGUCUUCAGCAGGAGCGGCCUGAAUCACUACCACAUCCGCUCACGCGGACGUUGUUUGUCAGUAGCUUGCCGCUGCAGGCACCGCCACCACUGCCGCCAAAACGAACAGUCGGCAGCGGCCAGUCUUCAUGCGACAGUGUCGCUCAGGCUUCGCACGGAGCCGGACAGUCGUGCAGCGUUGCUCAGCAAUCGAGUGCAGAACAGCACCGCAGCGACGACAGUGUCGCACCGCGGUCGCGCGCCAUAGCCGCCGCCAGUGACGCCGGGGCGGUGUGUCGCGAGGAAUCGGAGGCGACACCUGGUGGGGGCGGGGCUCGCUCCGAUCGAGCGCGGGACGCGCCAUCAGAAGCUGCCGUUGACGCCGCGGGCGAUCACCGCAAACGCGCGUCUGUGUUCGAUGCGAUACGCAGCACCGUCACGUCGGUGUUCAGCCACCACGCAGACGCUUCCGCUGCAGGCACCGCCCCUACGCAGCGGAAGCGGGCGCCAGCGAGGCUACCUGCGUCGAUAGCGACGACACACGCGCGAGCAGAGCCGAACCCGUAUGAGAAGGGCGAGCGGCGAAAACGCACAUCCGAGAGUCCGUCGCGACCCGAUCCAGACACGGAGGAUUCCUUCGCGGACGGCAUUCCUCCGCUGAUCCCGCCACGGUCCAUCCGGAGGGGGGACGCGGCAAUGGCAGGUACGACGACAAGCUGGAGUGGUGGUGAUGCGCAGGCGCCCCCUCAUGCACCGGGGCGGAGGGCGUUGGCGCGGCGUAGCAACUCUGAGCCGCUGGCGACACAUCAAGAAGGUUCUGUGUUGCCAUCUGACAAUUCUGUGCUACACUUGGCGGCAGUAGCAGAGCCAUCGAUUGCCAAACCGGAGGAGGUUCGUUUGCGACAGCGCAACUGUAAUGGCCCGGCCUCUCCAGAAGGAACAACAUUAGCUGCCUUUGCUGACACUUUAUCCCAGUUGAAAGAUGUAAGUAGGCAAGCUUAUUUGUUUUCACAAUAGCAGUAUGAAACUAUGAACCAAAAUCUGCUGCCGAUCCAUAUUAAAAUGGUGUUGAAAAACAGUGUUCAAUC
Messenger RNA from Priapulus caudatus, 2230 nucleotides. RefSeq lists its product as uncharacterized. The record is from RefSeq and is a predicted model, not a curated record. Bases 186 to 2159 code for a protein of 657 amino acids. The transcript is spliced from 5 exons. NCBI's taxonomy places the organism in Eukaryota, Metazoa, Priapulida, Priapulimorpha, Priapulimorphida, Priapulidae.